CAUGUCUGUUACUGCUAAUAACUUUUUUAUUUAGAGAAAAUGUAUAUUGUUUGUUGACAAAUGCUUGUGCAGGAUAUGGACUUCGCUUACACCAUGGAAAGCGCUGUGCAAGGAAAGGGACAGUUGUGGUGAACUGCUGUGUAAUUGUAGUUAAUAAUUGUUGCAGAUGCAUCUCUUAGCCAAAUGGCAAUAUUAAAACAGGAAAACUCAUACGGUUGGAUUUAGGGUUUCAGAAAAGAACGAAAUUAGGGUUGCAUACACGGUAGCAUGAAGGCUGUGAUUCUGGCUGCGGGAUAUGGCACAAGAUUGCACAGAGAUCUCCAGAGCAACUCAACGGGGAAGUUCAAGUGCCUCAUCGGCACCCCGAAACCCCUGAUCCCCGUUGGAGGGUGCCCUCUGAUUUCGCACUGGAUAGAGGCGUUAAACAGUUCUGACUGUGUGGAUGCGAUUUUUGUUGUUACCAAUGAGUUGUACUUCAAACACUUCGAGGAAUGGGGACAGCAGUUUCCAGGUGUUAUAAUAAUUAACGAUGGGACCAGAUGCAAUGAGGAAAGACUUGGAGCUGUUGCUUGUCUUCAGCUUGCAAUUAAACAUUUCACUACAGAGGACCAUGUUUUAGUUAUUGGGGGGGACACCUUGUUUAAGGAGGACUUCAGUCUCUCCAGAUUCCUGGAUGUAUUUUUUGAUCUACAAAGAAAAUGUGAUGAAUGUAAUCUGGUUUUGUCCUACCAGUGUAAAGAUGAAGAGACCUCGAAAUACGGCAUUCUUGAAGUGGACAGUGAAAUGAAGGUCUGCUGUAUGAAAGAGAAACCCUCCCCUGCUGACACAAACUCAAGAAGAGCUUGCCCUUGCUGCUACUUGUUCUCCAAGAAAACUCUUCCCCUUUUGGAGAAAUUUCUCGAAGAAAAGAAGACAGUACCAAUAGAAGAGAGAGAUGCUCCAGGAAACUUUUUAUCAUGGCUCAUACAGAGGAAGCCGGUUUACAUUCAUGAGAUCUCUGGCCGAUUCGACGUUGGAAACUUGCAAUCCUAUAUAGAAUGUGAUGCCUACUUUCAAAAAACAUUAAAAAACACUAAGACCUAUUUGAAGUAGUAGUGUAAAACAUAAGUGUUUAGCUGUAUUCUUUGUGAAUGGCUACAGUCUGAAAAUUCAACAACCAAAUCAAAUGUUUUGAACCCUCACCACAAAAUGAAUGGAUACAAAAAUUAAAUAAAACAGUGAAGAAUUAAUCCGGAAAUUACAGCACCUAAAUAUACCUUAAGUAGGUGCGAGACUACACUAUCUGACGUUAAACUGAUAACUGCUCCAGGACAUUGGUGAUAAAAUCUCUUCAGCAACUUUGAUAUUAUCUCUCACUAGCAUUUAGUGUUCAAAAUACACUUACCAUUGUGAACAAGUAAAGUAUUAUUUAACCUUUUUUAAUAUAGGAAUAUACGAUCAAAGAAUCUUCAUGGCCUAAACUUUAUUAAAGAUAAUGGGUUUCAUAGUGUGAAUAAUGUACAAGUUUUAUUAAAACAGAUGUCAUUUAGGAGAGUUAAGGAAUGUACCAAUAUGGAGAUAAAGAAAUUUAUGGACAAUAUAUUUUAAUAUUUUUAAAACAAAGAUUGUGUUUUAGUUACAAAGCUACACUUUCAUCCUGACAAUAAAACGGCGAGAUUUAUGUCA
Lepisosteus oculatus (spotted gar) is the source of this 1665-nucleotide messenger RNA. RefSeq lists its product as uncharacterized. The record is from RefSeq and is a predicted model, not a curated record. Gene Ontology annotation, biological process: biosynthetic process. Lineage: Eukaryota; Metazoa; Chordata; Actinopteri; Semionotiformes; Lepisosteidae.